CGAUCGAUCGAUCGACCGAGCUCGGGGACCCGCCGCCUCCUCCUCCUCCUCCUCCUCCUCCGCCGCCGCCGCCGCACUCGCCAUGGACUUCGGGGGCGUGGACUCCACCACGGGGCGCGCGUUCGCGAGCCCUAGCGAGAUGUGGAGAGAAGAAGUCGGCGCCGGGGGCGCCGAGGACGGAGCCGAGAACGCCGACUCCGCCAGCACCAAGCGCCGCGAAUGGUACCGGAAGGGCAUCGGCUACUGGGGAGGAGUGGAGGCUUCUGUGGAUGGGGUUUUGGGUGGGUACGGGUGCGUGAACGACGCCGAUGUGAAGGGGAGCGAGGGUUUUAUAAAACCCCUUUUGAUAGAGCGCUUUGGAAGUGCAAAGCGGCAUCUUGUUGCUCUCGAUUGCGGUUCGGGAAUCGGACGGGUGACGAAGAAUCUUCUUAUAAGGUACUUCAAUGAGGUUGAUCUUGUCGAGCCGGUGUCACAUUUUCUAGAGGCUGCACACGAAAGUUUAGCUCCAGCGAUUGAUGCGGAAGGGGAUGCUCACAAGGCUGUUAAUUUCUAUUGUGUCCCUCUUCAGGAUUUCACUCCAGAAGCUGGAAGAUAUGAUGUAAUAUGGGUUCAGUGGUGCAUAGGGCAACUUCCAGAUGAUGAUUUUGUCGCAUUUUUUAAGCGUGCGAAGGUUGGGCUUAAAGCUAAUGGUUUUUUCGUCGUUAAAGAGAACAUCGCGAGAAAAGGCAUGAACCCUACAUUGUUCUCUCUUGAUUCGUAUUGGAUAGAGAUGAUCACAGUGUGACCAGAUCUGUCUCGUAUUUCAAGGAGCUUUUCAACCAGUGCGGUCUUCACAUCUACAGAACUAAGGUUCAGUAAAAUUUAUUUAUUUUUCAUUCAAUGUGAUAUUAAACAUUACAAAAAGAAAUUCGCCUUAUCAGUUUAUCAUGAAUUUUAGCCUUAUUAUCUCACAUUUGCAUAAAAAAUAAAAAAAAAACAAAAAAAAAAACAGAGGAUCAAGAAGGGCUUCCCAAGGAAUUAUUCCCUGUGAAGAUGUAUGCUUUGGUAACCGAUAAGCCAAAAGGAGGGAACAGUGAUGGAAGAACCAGGAGGCACAAUUACACUCCUGUUAUCAUCCGGUGACAAAUAUAAAGGACCCAAGUGAGUCCCUAAAUUUCGUCUAUUGGUUCUCCUAGAACUAUCUUGCAUGAAUUGGAUGGUGAAAAGUAGAUUUGGGAUGACUACUUUCUCCCCGUUGGUUUUCGUACCUUUCCUUUUAGUUUUAUGUGUUAGUAUGAGAUGAUCACUAGUGUUACAUCGACACGGACAACACCCAGGAAUUUGUAUGCUGUUUUCCAAAUUUAUGCCAAUCCACAAAAAAGAAAAAAAGUAACACUGGUAAAUUGAAGGAGACAAAAGAGAAAGGACAAUGAAGUUUCAGUAGAGAAUACUUAACUACUGUACAAUAAA
Molecule: messenger RNA, 1449 nt
Organism: Ananas comosus (pineapple)
Lineage: Eukaryota; Viridiplantae; Streptophyta; Magnoliopsida; Poales; Bromeliaceae
Product: alpha N-terminal protein methyltransferase 1
Exons: 7
Coding region: 83-784 (233 amino acids)
Biological process (GO): N-terminal protein amino acid methylation
Cellular component (GO): cytoplasm
Molecular function (GO): methyltransferase activity
Source: RefSeq, a predicted model, not a curated record